This is a messenger RNA of Aspergillus nomiae NRRL 13137, 480 nucleotides long. Its product is annotated as DUF3237 domain-containing protein. Lineage: Eukaryota; Fungi; Ascomycota; Eurotiomycetes; Eurotiales; Aspergillaceae. The transcript is spliced from 3 exons. The coding region runs from base 1 to 480 and encodes 159 amino acids. The record is from RefSeq and is a predicted model, not a curated record.
AUGGAACCCCUCUCGCCGCCCCCAGCCCUAACACAUCUGUUCACUCUCCGGUGUGCCGUGGACCCUCCAAUCGAGAUCGGCAAUGGACCGUACGGUCGACGUCGCUGCGUACCCAUUAAAUCCGGUACUGUGCGAGGGAAGUACCUGAAUGGGGAGGUGGUUCCCGGUGGAGCGGACUUCAUGUUGGUUGAGGCGGAUCAAACAACACAUGUGAACACGAACUAUGUCCUGAAAAGUGAUGAUGGAGCUUAUAUUUACAUCCGGACGGAAGGAACUCGCUCUGGGCCUCCCGAGGUCUUGAAAGCCUUGAUGGAAGGAGACGGAGUGGAUCCCAACCAGUACUGGUUUCAUUUGCAUAUCAAGCUUGAGACCGGCCAUGAAAAGUACAGAUGGAUGAACAACCGGGUGAUUGUGGGACGGGCGACCAGAGCCAAGGGCGAGGUUGCAUAUGAUGCGUAUUUCUUGGAGAAUAUUGUUUGA